AUGGCACACUGUAUAUUUACUCUAUUUAUCUAUCUAUCUAUCUAUCUAUCUCGAACUGUAUUCGUCCUACCUGGACAAUCCAUCAGACUUCUUCCCGGUUGCAUCUUUGUCUCUUACCCUCUCUCUCUCUCUCUCUCUCUCUCUCUCUCUCUCUUUUUGUCUCUCUCUUUCUCUCUCUCUCUCUUCCUCUCUCUUCCUCUCUCUCUCUUUCUUUCUCUCUCUUUCUCUCUCUCUCUCUUUCUCUCUCUCUCACUCUCUUUCUCUCUCUUACUCUCUCUAUCUCUCACUCUUUUUCAUUUUUUCCCCUCUUCUCCUAUUCAUAUCUAUCUAUCUAUCUAUCUAUCUAUCUUAGCCUAUCUUAAUCUGUUCAUUAUUUAUCACAGUCUAUUCAUAUCUAUCUCAACCUAUUCAUAUCUAUAUAUCUCACCUACUCAUAUCUAUAUCUAUUUCAGCCUACUCAUAUCUAUCUAUCUAUCUAUCUAUCUAUCUAUCUCAGACUUUUCUUUCUUUUCCCAAAUUUACAUUCUAUCUAUCUAUCUAUCUAUCUAUCUAUCUAUCUGGCUUGUUCGUAAUCUAUCUAUCUAUCUAUCUAUCUAUCUAUCUAUCUAUCUAUCUAUCUAUCUAUCUCUCCCCCCCUCUCUCUCUCUCUCUCUCUCUCUCUAUAUAUAUAUAUAUAUAUAUAUAUAUAUAUAUAUAUAUACAUAUCUCAGACUAUUCAUUAUAUAUCUUUAA
Acanthosepion pharaonis is the source of this 732-nucleotide messenger RNA. NCBI's taxonomy places the organism in Eukaryota, Metazoa, Mollusca, Cephalopoda, Sepiida, Sepiidae. The record is from the annotation of a GenBank genome assembly.